UCUGCCGCCUGAUAUUAAGGCUUCGCGUGGAAGGCGUAUGUGUUGAUACGUUCGUUUAUGUUGUUAUUUAUUUAUUACAGAAUUUAAAGUAUAGAGUCGACGAGCAGUCAGGUGUUGCACUUAAAUGAUUUUUGGGAUAAGUGUGUGUAAAUAAGAGGGCGGCCGCCGGUCUUUUUAAAUGAAACGAAAUUACAGGAGGGUCAAGGUGUGUUUUCACACGGAACCAUGUCGCUCCCGGCCCUCCAGAGCACGAGCGUGUUUUACCGCAGGAUCCUGGCGCAGUUUCCCCAGGACAUGAGCCUGGCCUUCGCCUACGGCUCCGGGGUGUUCAGGCAGUCGGGGACGAGCCCGGCUCAGAUGGGGAAAAAUAUGGUGGACUUUGUGUUUGCUGUGGACGAUCCGGUCACCUGGCACACGAUGAACCUGAUGCAGAACCGGAGGCAUUACUCCAUCCUGAAGUUCUUGGGGCCCAACAAAAUCAGCAGUAUUCAGAACGACCACGGCGCCGGGGUGUACUACAACACCCUUGUGCCUGCCGACGGAAGGAUAAUAAAGUAUGGUGUCAUCAGUACAGAUGCCCUGAUCGAUGACCUGCUCCACUGGAAGACCAUGUACGUUGCGGGCAGACUGCACAAACCGGUCAGAAUCCUGAUGCAGAAUGAAAGCGGGAAGCUGAGGUGCGCCCUUGCAGCCAACCUCAAAAGUGCCGUCACGGCCUCCUUCCUCAUGCUGCCUGAGAGCUGCUCCGAGGAGGACCUCUUUGUCCAGAUUGCAAGCCUCUCCUAUUCAGGGGAUUUCAGGAUGCUCAUCGGUGAGGACAGGUCCAAGGUACUGAACAUUGUGAAGGACAACAUGCAGCAUUUCCGACUGCUCUACAGCAACAUCCUGCAGGAAUGCGGGCAGGUGGUGUACAAGCCACAGCAGGGCAAGCUGGAGGUAGACAAAAGCCCCGAAGGUCAGUUCACCCAGCUGAUGGCCUUGCCCCGCACCCUCCAGCAGCAAAUUACCCGCCUAAUGGACCCUCCGGGGAAGAACCGUGACGUGGAAGAGAUCCUACUGCAGGUAGCCCAGGAUCCUGACUGCGGCCUGGUGGUGCAGCAAGGAAUAUCCUCUAUCGUGAAAUCAUCCAGCAUUACACAGAGUAUAAAAGGCAUUGCUACUGCAGGACUGCUAAAAACAGUAUCAUACAGUGCCAAAAAGAUGCACAAAAUGUGGAGAGGCUGGAGAAAGCAGCCCUCAUGAUAUCGCCGCCCUCCCUGAACGUUCCUCUACUCUUUGAAUCUGCUGUUAAACUCGCCUGUCUUCCACACUCGCCUGUUCUGUUCCUAUGGAAACACGACUCAUCUUUGCGAAGGUGUCAGACAAGUUUCAAGCACCCUUCGUCUCCCACUGCCUAAAGGCCAGCUGUGUUAUGAACAUUACUCCCUUUUUCUGACUAAAACAGGGUCCUAAAAUCCUGCCUCAGAGCUCCAGUUGGGAAGAUGAGCAUAAAAAUGAAUUUCUUCCUGUAAUGGGUGUUUUCUGCGAAUUUCAAUUUUCAUGAAGUACAUUUGAGUUUUGCAGAAUGAGGGUGGAAAAAAAGUAUAAGAAUGUAAUGUUUGUGGAUUUAAAUGUUUGGAUUUGAAGUAUGUACUGUAUAAUAUAAUUAUCUUCUGGUGCUUGUAAACAGGAUGAAACUAAAUCAGUUAAUUGUCUAAAUAUUUACCUUUUCAUUGUAACUGGACAUGUAUCCAUGGUCUUUUUGUAUUCUCCAGACCCAUAAGAACUUAAUCAGAACCAGGUGAAUUUGAUUAGGCCUGCUCUGUUUAACUGAACUGCAUCUUUUUUCAUUUUAUUUAUAUUUCCAUUACACUGAAAAUGCAUGCUGUUAAUACUUUGUCCAAAAUCUGACCACUUGAGGCUGAAGUCUGCACUCUUUGUUUUAAGGAGGUUCAAAUCGGAUGGCCGGUCCAGGCAGAGCAGUGCAGUGGCUUGGACCAGUAGCAUGUCUACUGGUUACCUUAGAUUGGGGCCAAAAGGGAAAAGGAACCGAAAAACCUAAAUGACAGUUCAGUACCGAAAUUAACACUCAAGGUACCUUCCUGGAACGUUCCAGAUGUUUCUUCUAUAGCAUAAUUUGUGGGCUGAAAAAACAAGGCCUUUGCUGGGUCAUAAUUAUCUUCAGGAGGAAAUUGCAUUUUGGCUGUGGUUAUCGGUGAAAGCAGUGAUUUGGUGCUGGAACAGAGCUUCUUUCUCUGUGAAAUGGCCCGUUCGGUCCUGCAUUUGCACUCUUAAUAAAAUGACUGGUCUGAAGUUAAAAUUUCAGGUUUAUGUGGCAAAAUGGUAUAUUGUGUGUUUUAAGGUAACUCCAGAGGCAACUGCAGCUAACACCCACAACUCAGCUGGGACACGUCUGUUGUGCUGCGUUCCCUACGGCUACUGUAUUGCUUUCUUUUGCAGCCUUUUAGUUUCAGAUUCCAUUUCUCGGCUUUUUCACUGCAUGUUUACAUUACUGCCACCUAAUAUUUAUACAUUUCUUUGAGACAAAAACAAUGCAACUUUUGUGUUUUUAAUAAGCGGUACUUGAAUCCCUAAGUGCCAGGGGUAGAUGAAAAGGCCAUUUCUAAAGCUGUGAUGGAAAAAGUACCAAGAGCAGCUCUUCAUAUA
This is a messenger RNA of Scleropages formosus (Asian bonytongue), 2646 nucleotides long. It is a transcript of the gene tamm41, whose product is annotated as TAM41 mitochondrial translocator assembly and maintenance homolog. The coding region runs from base 226 to 1242 and encodes 338 amino acids. Gene Ontology annotation, molecular function: phosphatidate cytidylyltransferase activity. Gene Ontology annotation, cellular component: mitochondrion. The transcript has 8 exons. Gene Ontology annotation, biological process: cardiolipin biosynthetic process; CDP-diacylglycerol biosynthetic process. The record is from RefSeq and is a predicted model, not a curated record. Lineage: Eukaryota; Metazoa; Chordata; Actinopteri; Osteoglossiformes; Osteoglossidae.